AUAGGUGAUUUUUGAGCCAUCCCAAUUUUAGAGAGAAGAAAAUUAUAUUUUGUGUUCAAAGUUAUUUUUCUAAAGUGUUAGAAAUAUACACAAAAUAUUAUAAACAAAUAUUUAUAAGAUAAAUAUUUUACUAUAUAUUUAUUACUCCCAAAGUAGUAUUAUUAUAGUUUUUACUAUCCUAUAUUAAACUUGCUAGCACAAGUUUAAUCUUGGACUCCGGAGCAAGUUCGUGUGGAUACGUUGGAGGCUUCAUACGUUUGGCGCUACGUUCAUCUCCUCAAAACCAUCCCCGACCGUUCCUCCGUUCUUCGUUUUCACCGUUAAGGUAAAUUUCUUACUAUAGCUAGUAAUUUACGUAAGUUGUUCUUGGGUGGAAUCGAGUUUUGGACUAUAAAUUUUUGUUUUCCGCUGCGUUAUCCAAGCCUCGUUUCCCAACACAAACUUGUUGGCGUCCUUGAAUGCACUCUCAUGUAUUUUCUUCUUACCCGAAACAAAAUAAACACUCCCUCCAUAAUCAUGUCACACAUGCAAGAAUGCAAAUCCCGUCUUAAGAAUCCCUAUGGGAUGAUGCUCACCCACAUCGUCGCUCACCACGGCAUUCUUGAGCCCCGUCCUUUUUGUGUCCAUUAUCUUGAUGCAGAGUGCCUAGGCUAUUGCGGCCUUGUCAAGAUUGGAGAGACGUACUACAUGAAGCGCGAGUUUCAAGAUCUUCACACAGAUACUUAAGCGGAGUAUGGACCACGACGCUCGAUGUCGGCUCUUCCACCUUGAUGUGGAUCUAGCUCUCAAAACCCCCGUGCCGAUGACGAAGAAGAGGUACUCCUUAUGAAGAAUGUCGUUGAGCCAAUUAAGAAGAUACAAGAUA
Cuscuta campestris is the source of this 865-nucleotide messenger RNA. The record is from the annotation of a GenBank genome assembly. NCBI's taxonomy places the organism in Eukaryota, Viridiplantae, Streptophyta, Magnoliopsida, Solanales, Convolvulaceae.